AUGGCUACUCUGCUGGUGAAUCAAGCCAAUCGGGAGUUGGACGCUUCACGCAUGUACUUGGCCAUGGACAUGUGGUUCCGCUUUCAUGAUUUCCCGGGAUCGGCGUCCUGGUGUCAAACCCACAGCGUGGAGGAACGUUCCCAUGCUAUGAAGAUUUUUGAUCAUUUGGCUUUGCGCCAAACCGAAAAGGUACUGUCCGUGAGUCAAGAAGUUCUGAGCGACCACGGCAUGGAAAAGUUCCAAAAUAAUAGAGUUUCGGAGGUCUGGAAAAAGGCUCUGGAUCAGGAAGUCCAGAAUUCGCAAGAGUACUUUAACAUGGCGAAGGUAGCCGAGGAGGAAAGCGACUACGUAUCGAGAGAAUUUCUGAAUUGGUUUCUCAACGAACAACUCAUGGAGGAAAAUGCUGUCGAAGACUUGUAUCGAAAGGCAAUCAAGCUCGAGAAAACAGGCGGGUUGUACGUCGCUAUCGAUAAGGACAUGCAGGUGAUGGAUCACUAA
Molecule: messenger RNA, 498 nt
Organism: Phaeodactylum tricornutum CCAP 1055/1
Lineage: Eukaryota; Bacillariophyta; Bacillariophyceae; Surirellales; Neidiaceae
Product: ferritin
Exons: 1
Coding region: 1-498 (165 amino acids)
Biological process (GO): intracellular iron ion homeostasis; iron ion transport
Cellular component (GO): cytoplasm; cytosol
Molecular function (GO): ferroxidase activity; ferrous iron binding; ferric iron binding
Source: RefSeq, a predicted model, not a curated record